AUGUCUCUCCCCCCAGCCCCCCAAGAUAUCUCCGCCCACCCCAAGGCCGGUUCAGUCGUUGAUCCCUCCGAUAGAGUUGCGAAGGAGUCAGACGUCGACAGAAAGAUUCGCCUCUAUGGUGUCGUUGAGGCUUUCCGUCAGGGCCGCAUGCCCGACAACGCUCAGAUAGACGAGACUCUCAACUAUGUCGUCGCCAACUCUCCAGUAGACCUCGACAAGCUCUCGCCAGAUGGUCGCAAACUCAUCCAAGACUCACGGGAAAUCGUCGAGACAGCGCGUCUGAUGGUAAAGGAGAAGAACGCCGAUGAGCUCUUCCAACAUUUUGUCUGGCACACCCGCGACGUCAGCCUCGAGAGCGCCAAGAAGGAUCCCUCGCAAAUGGCCCCUAUUGACCGCGAGAAGUUCACCGAUGAUGGUCAGACCGCCGUUCGCCACCUCCGCACCAUCCUUUCCCUCGUCAUGACCAACUCCGAAGUCCGCAAGCUCCUCUCCGACUUCUCACUUAUCGGUCGGGACCUCCUCACUAAGGGAGCCUCGAAGGGCGUCGAGCAACUUCGACCGGACCCUGACAGGCUUGCUCGCGUCGACGAGGCAGCUCCUCAGGAUCAGUUCAUUACCAAGGGAAAUCGCCCCGUCGGUCCGAAUGAAACCCCCGUCCUUGAGGCGAACGUUCCCGGCACCGAUACCACGAUCGAGCAGCACCCCAGGGCUGAUGAUGCUACUGUUAAGACCGGUAACGGCGACGUCAAGUCUAGCAGCGAAGCCGCUGCGGAAGCUCGCGACCAAGGCAGAAAUGUGCGUGGCGAUGCUAAAGAGCGAUUCUCCCAGGAGGCAUCCAACGUUCGCGACGAUGCUGCGGACACUGCUGACGCCGAGUCUCCAUCUGAGACUGAGUCCAAGAAGGCAGGGUUCAAGGACCGCAUGCGUGGCUACCGAGACGGUCUUUCUGAUCGCAUCCCUCAGCAGCACAGGGACCGCGCCAAUGACCAUUGGGAGCGUGGCCGCAAGUAUCUCGCCGAGGAAUACUUCCCCGAAGAACGCCGCGACCAGUUCAUCUUUCGCGGCAAGAAGGUUAUCAUUGAAUGCCAGAAGCAUGACGAUUACCAGGAGGCCAUCAAGUGGCUUCUCUCCUUUAUUGAGGAGUACGCGGGCCAUGGUAGGCACAUCGCUGGUCACGGCAAGGACAGCGGUGAUACCCUCACCAAGGACCCUGCUCUCCGCCAGGCUACUGGCGAGCUCCGCACUCUCCUCGAGCGCUUCGCCAACGGCAAGAGCAUGAACGUCGUCUUUGACGCUAUCAACGCUCUUAUCGACGACGCUCAGCGCGAUGCGGAGUUCCGUGCUUGGUUCAAGCGCGUCGACGCGUUUAUCCGCAAAUGCCUGCUCGAGGCUGGCUACGUCCUCGAGGAAGACUGCAACCGAGAGGGCGAGGAAAUCCGCCAGGAUGGCCGCAAGUUCUGGGACGACAAAUACAAGUCGCAUUUCGACAACCUCUUCAAUGCCGCACGGGUUGACCGCUGGUGGGGCUAA
Messenger RNA from Coniophora puteana RWD-64-598 SS2, 1530 nucleotides. RefSeq lists its product as uncharacterized. Bases 1 to 1530 code for a protein of 509 amino acids. The transcript has 5 exons. NCBI's taxonomy places the organism in Eukaryota, Fungi, Basidiomycota, Agaricomycetes, Boletales, Coniophoraceae. The record is from RefSeq and is a predicted model, not a curated record.